AUCGACAAUAUAUGCGCUCAACCAAUGCAGAUGUUGGUGUUAUGAUAACGACGUCUGCGGGCCUCAAUUACCUGAGAAGAUUGAAUCAACCUCGGAAGACGGGAUUGCCUAAACUUCUAGCUGACCCCUCUAAGCUUAAGGAUUCAAGAUUUGGUAGCCUGCUGCUGUGUUACCCUUCGUCAGGAUCAGCCAUUUAAACUUAUCGUUCUCUGGGGAAAUAUCGUCAUCGCCGUCAUCAUUAUGGACGUCGCAAACUCAAAUAACUCAAACAACCCAAGUAAGGUUGGAAAGUUCAAGCUGGCCGCAAAACGAUGGAAGAAACAACCUUCGAAGGAAAGUUUUGGAUCGGCGGCUAGUAGCGAGGACAUGCCUCGUGGUAGAAGUCCAGAUAGUCGUGGUCGAGACCGUGACCAUUUUCACGGCGGGUCUUUUUCUACCACGCAAUCCACGCAAUCUAACGAGAUGGCCGAAGACGAUCGCGAUGGAAAGGAGGAGCCCGAUCCCGAGGAGAGUCCCGAAGUCUAUCAUUCGGAAAAAGAAGACUUACAUUUAACUGCCAACAGCGACGUUAUUGACCAUUAUCAUAGGUCGUCGGUACGGCCCACCGUACCCUCAACGCAUCCUUCCCAGAUUGGCCAGUUGACAACGUCGUCGCCCAUUAUCCAAGCAGACCACCUACCAGAGGCCCAGAAUUUGGACAACUUGGACCCGAACGGUCGAAACGGUCUAUCACGAUCAGCGACCCACGCCCCUUUUAGCAUCCCCUCCAACGAAUCAACUCGCCAAUCAUCACCUACCAAGGCCAGUCUACAGCCACCCCAGAAUCCCUCUUCGAAUCGGUCGAAAUCGCCUUCUAGUAAGAUCAGGAACGCUUUCAGGAGCAAGAGGAGCGCGAGUAACCUCCAGGCUCUGGGCAAUAACGGCAGCCAGCCUGAUAUUACCAUUGCCGAUCCUGAAUUGGCGAACGCGUCAUCCCAAAGGUCGACCGCCGCCGGUUCGGCUUCUCGUCCGAGUACCGCAUCCCAAUCCGAUGCAAAUGGUACUACUAAGAUAACACCUUCCGAACUCCCACGUCGACGUAAGAGCCCGGCGCCUAUCGACACUUCCCGGCGUCCUCGUACGCCGCCGCCGUCCGACCCGAGCGCUCCCGUUAUCGUUAAUACCCCGCCGACACCGACCGACUCGCAUCAUUCACACCGCUCUCGGGGAAGCUCGUCAGCAAGCACGGGCCCUAACCCAAAUGUGGUUGUGUCGCCUUCGGGUAUUAUGAUAUCGCACCGACGAACGAGAUCUGGAUCUGGAACUAGCAUUGGCCCAAGCAAGUUGUCUAAUAUAACCUUGGCUCCGCUCACACCAACCCCCGAGGACGCUGUCCCACAAACCCCCGGAGGCAGCUUUUUCUCUUCUAUGCUCUCUGCUGCACAAAACGCCGCCACCAGUCUUAGUACUGCCGUCACCAACACUAAUAUCCCAGGUGGAAAUAAACCUAAAUCGAACAUCCCUAGAGAGACCCAGCCGGGCGACGACGACGAUAAGGUGGAAGUCGAACCUUCUGUUGAACAGUCGGAAGAUACCAUGGGCGACAAGGAACCGGCCGUUAGGACCCUUGGUAAGGGCGAUCUCAGCUUAAGCCAGCUGGGUAUAUCCGAACCUGGAAGUACCGCACCUACUCCGACCGCUGCGAAGUUCUCCGAUUCGACGACUGACCACCGAGCACGUUCCGAGUCGGCGCCCGUGGAUACCGUAAAUGCUUCUGCCGAAGAUGGCCGCUUUGACGAUCUCGCCGUAAAGGCGCCCCAGACCACUUGGGAGACAGCAGGUACGACACCACCAACCAGUUUAUACGAAGGAAAGACCGGAGGCCUACAACGGACCGGCAGCAUCAGGAGUGCUCUCAGUAAAAGGCGGAAACGCGGUAGUACCGGCGGGACUGCUGGUACAGGCACUACGAUCGGUGCGGCUAUUGCGGCAGCUAAUGCCUCUGUAGCUCACCCUUCUGCCACCGGCAGCGUUCCGAAGCUUACCGGGUUUGCUGUAGCGAGUAAGAAACGCAAUCGAGAUUUCCACGCCUUGUUCAAGAGUGUACCCGACGACGACUACCUUAUCGAAGAUUAUAGUUGCGCCCUGCAACGCGAGAUCCUGGCUCACGGCAGACUCUACGUUUCGGAAGGCCACCUAUGUUUCAGCAGCAACAUUUUCGGAUGGGUAACGACCCUGGUUAUGAGCUUUGACGAGAUAGUGUCCGUUGAAAAGAGGAGCACGGCUUUAGUCUUCAAGAACGGUCUCAUGAUCACGACGCUCCAUGCGAAGCACGUGUUCGCUAGUUUUGCUAGUCGAGACUCGACUUACGACUUAAUCGUUAAUAUAUGGAAACUAGGACACCCUUCCCUACAAAGCUCGUUGAAUGGCGUUUCGUUGGAGGGUACAGGUGGCGAUAAAACCGAGAAGGUCGAGGAUGCCGAUGCCGUAACCGGAAGUCAAAGUGCCACAGCAUCCGAGGACGAAGAAAGCGAGGACGGAGACGACGUCUACGACGAGGACCAGGAAGACGACGACGCACCCGAGAUAACACAGACGACCGAACCGAGCCCGGCCGAUACGGAUGGUGAGAAGGCUGGUACGAGAAAGGUAUCUGGUGCGCUUGCUACUAACGGCGCGGUCGAGAAGACGGACUUCGCACCUGCGACCCCUGGCGUAACUGACUUCCCCGGACCUGCUACUCACGCACCGACAGACUGCGGGGAUGCGGAUACUCAUUACGAUAUUGCUGUUGGCGAUGAUAUUGUCGCCGCCCCGCUAGGAAAGGUGUACAAUCUCCUCUUUGGACCAGCAUCCGUCUCGUGGAUGGGGAAGUGGUUGACCAACGAACAAAAAUGCACCGACCUGCAAAUGGAAGACAAGAAGGGUUUAACCCAAGAUAACAAGAGCCGAAGCUUUACCUAUAUCAAGCCUUUAUACGCUUCCAUAGGGCCCAAGCAGACUAAAUGUUUAGUGACCGAGACGCUAGAGAACCUGGAUCUCGAGAAGAGUGUCAAUGUGGUAGUUGUUACGCAGAACCCAGACGUGCCUAGUGGGAACGUAUUCUGCGUUAAGACGAAAUACUGCUUGUUCUGGGCCGAAAAUAAUGCGACUCAUGUUACGAUCAACGCUACAAUAGAAUGGAGUGGCAAGAGUUGGCUAAAAGGACCUAUCGAAAAGGGCGCCAAAGACGGCCAGACACAGUACUGCAAAGAUAUCUUCGCUAGCUUAAAAGCAGCAGUUUCUUCUGGUUCUCGAUCUGCCGGACUUAAUGGGGCGGCAAAGGGAAAGAAGAAACGAACCAAAGGCAAGCUGCAUCAAGCUUCUAAGGAAAGCCUGGGCGGCCCCUCUGCUUUAACGACGUCGAAAUCCGAAGAUUGGGGUCUGCUUGAGCCACUCCACGGUCUCUUGGGUCCGAUUGUGGAUAUUAUUAGACCCGUUCUUACCGGCAAUGUUGUGUAUGGACUACUUGUCGGGUUAUUAGUAGCGACGUGGUUCGGGUUUGGGUUUAACGGCCAACCGAGAGUGACGCCGUACGGGCGUGAGCUAGGUUUUAUAGGAUAUCCGGAACGGGCCGUCGCCUAUGAGGAGAUAUGGAGACGUGAAGAGAGCGAUCUCUGGGACUGGUUAGAAGAGAGGGUGGGCCUACAUCGCAUGAAUGAUGGAGUCGUGCCUAUUCGUAAGCGGGUGAUGGAACCGAGAUCAGUUGAAGAGAAGUUGCGCGAGGAACGGAUGAACGAGCGAGAAGUUGAGGAGGCUAUAAGGGUAACAGAAGAAAAGCUGCAAGUUUUAAAAUCCGUCAUGGACCGGAAGAAGUCCCCCUCGAAAUCCGCUGGACAAGGAAGACCGACCACUAAAGUACCAGUAACGAAGAGGUAGCGAUGAGGGAAAGCAAAGGAAUGCAAGGGGUGGAAAGGGAAUAGGAAGAGUUUAUACACCACACCACACAUCGACAUUACACAUCGACAUCACACAUACAGCACACCAGAGCUGCGACAGCCUAACACAUAUCCCAUUUGUCAGCAACCUUGGAAUCAACGACGCCACGACGAAGCACUGGAGGUCUGUUUUUUUAUCGUUGUAAAACUUAUAGCCUGUACUGCAUAUCGAAAAGUAUGUUAUAGAUAUAUUUUUCUUUCGGUUUCGUCUCAGUGCCCCCGGGAUUACCGGGACACGGCCGAGCCAGUUACUGGGUAGCUACCUUUCUAGAAUCUAGGUAUCUUGUAAUAUAAGGGACAGAACAGAUUUGCCUUGGCCAUCUUGAUUAAUACAGUGGUAUGGUG
Molecule: messenger RNA, 4301 nt
Organism: Annulohypoxylon truncatum
Lineage: Eukaryota; Fungi; Ascomycota; Sordariomycetes; Xylariales; Hypoxylaceae
Exons: 3
Coding region: 241-3897 (1218 amino acids)
Biological process (GO): intracellular sterol transport
Cellular component (GO): mitochondrion; endoplasmic reticulum membrane; cortical endoplasmic reticulum
Molecular function (GO): sterol binding; sterol transfer activity
Source: RefSeq, a predicted model, not a curated record